This is a messenger RNA of Eruca vesicaria subsp. sativa (arugula), 702 nucleotides long. The record is from the annotation of a GenBank genome assembly. NCBI's taxonomy places the organism in Eukaryota, Viridiplantae, Streptophyta, Magnoliopsida, Brassicales, Brassicaceae.
AGAAAGAUCAAGAACCAAGAAAACUUCGUGCAAGAACCCAUACAACAUCGAUUGAUCUGUUCAGAAAUGGAUAUGAUUCCUCAACUGAUGGAAGGCUCUUCGGAUUACGCAGGUUCUUCAAACCUAACCGCAAACUUCUCCUCUGGAGCCACCGUAACACAACCACCGUCCUCCUCCCCUCCAUCGGCUAACUCAAGCCGUUACGAGAACCAGAAGAGAAGAGACUGGAACACGUUCGGACAGUACUUAAGGAACCACCGCCCACCGCUUUCGCUUUCCCGAUGCAGCGGAGCUCACGUGCUCGAGUUUCUCCGUUACUUGGACCAGUUCGGUAAGACAAAAGUCCACACGACCGUUUGUCACUUCUACGGCCAUCCUAAUCCUCCGGCACCGUGUCCUUGUCCUCUCCGACAAGCUUGGGGGAGUCUGGACGCUCUCAUCGGUCGUCUUCGAGCUGCUUUUGAAGAGAACGGAGGCCAGCCUGAGACUAAUCCAUUUGGAGCACGUGCCGUUAGGCUUUAUCUAAGGGAAGUUAGAGAUAUGCAGAGCAAAGCUAGAGGUGUUAGCUACGAGAAGAAGAAGCGAAAGCGUCCUCUUCCUCCUUUGUUGGCCUCUUCUUCCUCGGCUGUAGCUAGCCACCAGCAAUUUCAAACGUUGCCUGGUACUAGUUCUACUACUCAUAUAUCAAAGAUUGAGAAGUGA